Camellia sinensis is the source of this 611-nucleotide messenger RNA. The record is from RefSeq and is a predicted model, not a curated record. NCBI's taxonomy places the organism in Eukaryota, Viridiplantae, Streptophyta, Magnoliopsida, Ericales, Theaceae.
AUGGGUCAGAUCCAGUACUCCGAGAAGUACUUCGACGACACCUACGAGUACAGGCAUGUGGUUCUACCUCCUGAAGUGGCCAAACUUCUUCCCAAGAAUCGCCUUCUCUCUGAAAACGAGUGGCGUGCGAUUGGGGUGCAGCAGAGCAGAGGGUGGGUCCACUACGCAAUCCAUCGACCAGAGCCACAUAUUAUGCUCUUCAGGAGGCCUCUGAACUAUCAGCAGCAGCAGGAGAAUCAGGCUCAGCCAAACUUGGCUGUCUAGUGAAAUGUCACUCUCUGUCCCUUUCUAAUCCUUCUUAAAAUUACUAUAUCUUCAUUUCUGAUAGAAAUGAAUUCUAUGAUGUGUGUUACCUGGGAUUUGAGGUUCGGAUAACUUUGGAACUGCUUUUGGUAUGUGAUUCUCUUAACUCCGGAGAAUUUCAUACGGAACCUUUUGUUGGUUGACUCUGAUGUCACUAGUACUUUGGCAGUGUAAUAGUGUUAUGACUCGGGGAACCCUGGCGUAUUAUUGUUGCAUUUCGUGUGUGGAUUACAUUGCUGGGGUAUAUUCCAGUUCAGUUUGUUUUCUUAUAUUGCGUGUGUUAUGUGAUUAUACUUUGGUUUUCAUUU